This is a messenger RNA of Heterobilharzia americana, 621 nucleotides long. NCBI's taxonomy places the organism in Eukaryota, Metazoa, Platyhelminthes, Trematoda, Strigeidida, Schistosomatidae. The record is from the annotation of a GenBank genome assembly.
AUGGAAUCAUCAAAAGACAUGUUUUCUCUAGUUAAUAAACAGAUUCGUCUAUAUUGUAUUGAAGAUCGAGUUUUCACUGGAUUCGUCUAUACUGUUGAUCCAAAGACGGGUAAUUAUGUGCUAUACUCAUGUGUUAAUGAAAGAUAUCAGCCUAUUGUUGUCCGUCGGGAAGCUGUUAAAAGUCUAGAAAUUCUGGACGGUGAAAUCCCAUUGACGAUAAAGAAUAUUUUCGACUCUUUAUUGCCUUCUACGUUUGAUGGGGAGUAUUUGUCAAGUAAAAAGGAAGAAGUUUCAACAAAAAUGCUAACAGCUACAACAGAAAGUACACUGGACAGUAUAUCAGGAAAGAAAGUGAAUCUAUCACCGGUAACAAUAACGCCAGAGGAAUUGGAGCGUAGACGCGAAAAAAUUAUCCAACUUUUCACCAUUAAUCAUUUGAAAGAUUUAACGGUUACUGAUGAAGGUGAAAUAGUUAUAUACAAUAUGGCUUCCAUUAAACCACCAUAUCAUGUGAGUUGUUGUACUGGUAGAAAUAUGAUCGUACUGGAUCGCGUUAAAACUUUAUUAGGCAAGCUUGCAGAGUUGGAGGAAGCAGAGAAAGUCAAAGAAGACAUUGACUAA